AUGAGUGGACGCGCCACCGCCCCCACCACCAUCCGCCUGCCCGGACCUCCACCAUGGCCCAUUAGGCUCAGGGCAGGAAAGGAUCCCCAGCUGGAGGGGGCGACACCCCGUCGCCCCACCAGCACCCAGCCUGCGAUCCACACCGGAGCCUCAGGAGAAUGCCCGGGAUUUGACCUCACAGAAAAGUUUCUUCUCCGAAAGGGGACAGUGACGGAAGACUUGCCUUCAUUUCGCCUGGGAAGCAGCCCACUUAUCAAGCCAACAAAACAUGUAUUCCCAGAUGGAUUACCAAGUGAAUAUUCCCUUGUCACCAUUUUUCGUGUGAGAAGAACUACAAAAAGAGACCGAUGGUAUCUUUGGCAGAUAUUUGACCAGGCCGGGGACACUCAGGUGUCAGUUGUGGUUGAUGGCAGCAAGAAGGCAGUGGAAUUCUCCUCACAGAGCCUGACGAAGAAUGUUCUCCGCUACACAUUUAAGAGUCGUGACCUACACGCCCUCUUUGAUCGCCAGUGGCACAAGCUGAGCUUUUCCGUACAGAGCAACAUUGUUUCUGUAUACAUGGACUGCAAGCUAAUAGAAAGGAGGCUGACUGCCGAAAGGGACGGCAUCGACCCCAGUGGGCGUACACUCAUCACCACUCGAAUACAAGAUGGACGGCCUGUGGAUGUUGAACUCAAGCAAAUGAUCCUGUAUUGUGAUCCUUAUAUGGUCGAUAUGGAAACAUGCUGCGAGCUCCUGGAGCCACAGUGUGAAGCCAAGAAGACAUUCAAUGACACUCUGCCUCCCCCGGUGACAUCCCAGCUUCCACAAAUGCUGUCUCAGCCCCUCUCACAGCCAGUUGACAGAUGUCACUGCCCAGCUGAAAAGACACACAAGCUCCCAGAGCACACUGAGGACCUCUGUGAGCAGCAUCAGAUACGUGCGGUGUGGCCACACAACAGUAUCACGCCUGUUCAAAACUUUGGAUCAUAG
Molecule: messenger RNA, 972 nt
Organism: Nerophis lumbriciformis (worm pipefish)
Lineage: Eukaryota; Metazoa; Chordata; Actinopteri; Syngnathiformes; Syngnathidae
Source: RefSeq, a predicted model, not a curated record